AUGGUCAGGACCCUAGAAAUAGAAAAAGAACGAGGAUACAUUAAUGAAAUCCAAAGGCUGGAGGCCUUGCAAAGGAAAAGGGAAGCAGAACACCUAGAAGAGUUAGAGAGGCUGAAGAAUGACAUAAUAAAAAGUCAACACAGUAUAGUACUAGAUCAUCCCAUAGAGAUACUCGCAGAGAAAAUGUCCUACGAGGAUUUCACUAAAAUCGAAGACAGACCAUGGGCAGAAACACUGUUCAAAAACACGGAGAUAAGGACUGGGGACCCCACAACAUGCAAGGAGUCUACCAUAAAAGUUGUACUGAUCGAACCCCGCGACGAGAUGACGGAGAGCAUCCAAAAAAUAUACAAAAACAAAUACCCAGAAUUGGGGGAGAUGAAACAAGACUAUGGCUCUCUACACCGAGUGACUAAGAUCAGAACGGACAUGGAAGAGGUUAGCAAGGAAGAACAAGAGGUCUUCAAGAUAAAGACAACGGAUGACAACAAAGACAUAUGGGAAAAACUAUGUAGGCUCAAGGUAGAUACGGAAGAUGAAAGCUGCCUAGCGAUGCACCACCUGAACAUGGUAAGUCUCGCUAAGCUACAAAAAAUCACAGAGGCUAUUUUUCAUGGCACAAAAAGAAAGAUUAUAAUAUACACCACGCGACAAAAGCAGCAAGAGACAAACGCAGUAAUCCAAGGAAACAGAGAAACACGGACAAAAUAUACAUAUGCAAUAAUCGUUGGCAAAAAAGUUCAAGAUUACAAAGACACGCUACUUUAUAUUAAAAACGCAGUCAAGGACAAAGGUACAAAAGACAUUAUAAGGACAUUUAGGAGAACAAAGGAUGGUUCGGUUAUGAUAGUGACAGAUAGGAAGGAGGAGAAGACCAAAGCCCUCCAAAGAAUGAUAAAAGACCACAUGGGCGAUGCAUUUACCAGUAUUAAAGGACUAAAGCCGGCGCUUCCCCGGACUAUACAUAUAAAAGGCCCCACCCGAUCGUCAACCAGCAACUGUACGGCCCCGGGGGCAAACCAACCCUGGAGCUUGACAACAGGUACUGGGAUACCGCAAAGAAGUGAUCUUACCAGGAGGCUGUCCAUACGGACAUCCCCUGCCCAAAGGGCCACGUCACCAAUGGUAGGGACCAUAGACAACAUGGCAUUCUUUGACGUGAAACACAGCAAAAAUAAAACCGGCGAAAAGAGAAACAGGGAGGAAGGCGAAUUAACCCCUUAUAAGAAGAAGGAGUUCUGCGAGGUUUUCGUUCUGGAGGAGACAAGGGAGCAAAUCACCUCGCUAGUGGCAGGACUUGCAAAAUACGAGAGGGUUGAGAAGCUAACCAUCAAAUGCGAGUCCCAAACAGAACCUGAUACACCGGCGAGUGAGGAAAAGGAGACGCAGACAGAGGUGGAGCUUCCGAGAGAGAUGGCAAUACAGCAGGAGACUAGGCCGCUUAAGGUACGGUGCGUGCCCACAAACUACAAGGUGCCAGAUGGGAUAGCAAGAGCAGUCUGGACAACAGAGGAAGCUUUCAGAAGGGAUUACCCUGGAAGGGAAACGCCAAAGCCAGGCCAAACGGUGGCAGUACACAAGACCGUAACCUCCAGCGUGGGCGACAAAAACCUGAGGGAGACCACCACCACAACAUGGAUGCUGAUGCAGGAGGAAAGCGCGAAAGAGGCGGCAACAAAAAAGAGGGCAAGACAUGACUGCCUGGUUAAACUGGCUGAACAAUUGAGGGUGGAGGACACCUGCUCUGUUACCAUUAGAGCCAUAAAGGGGGUACCACUAGAGAGCGAGAUGAUGGAUGCCAUAGGCAGAGAGAAUCUGGAGAUCAUACCCUCAAAGAGAUCAGGGAGCUCACCAAGGAGGAAGGAGACCUAA
Messenger RNA from Brassicogethes aeneus, 1872 nucleotides. The record is from the annotation of a GenBank genome assembly. Lineage: Eukaryota; Metazoa; Arthropoda; Insecta; Coleoptera; Nitidulidae.